GUAGCGCUGCACACACACUGUGAGCACAUUGCAGAGUGUGUGUGUGUGAGAAAGAGAGAGAAAGCGAGCUGUAGUCAGAGUGCGCUGCCGCUGACUGAGUGGAGGGACUGCAUGGACUGAACCGGACCUUUUCUCCCAACUUCUAUGGAUCCCAGAAAGUAGCCAACAGUCUGAGAUAAAACGGAUAUUAACCUAAGGAUGGACAGGAUGGACGAGUGACGAUGGCAUGGAUGUAAAAAUGGGCCAGUGGGCAGGCAUGUGUGCCCCUCUUCUCCACCUGGCCCUGCUCCUGCCACUGCUGCUCUUCCAGCCGCCCUCCUGUCAUUGCCAGGAUGCCCAAGGGACUCCCCAGGAAGUCCCCCUUUUCGGCUUCACACAGGCUGUCUACCAUGCCACCGUCUAUGAAAACUCAGCUGCACGCACCUACACCAACAGUAAAGUUAAAAUGGGCAUCCACAUAGCCCUGCGCUCCUGGGAUAUCCGAUACAGGAUUACCUCAGGGGAUGAUGAAGGCUUUUUCAAAGCAGAGGAAUAUGUUCUGGGGGACUUCUGCUUUCUGCGCAUUAGGACUAAAGGUGGAAACGCGGCCAUCUUGAAUCGGGAGAUACAGGAUAAUUACGUUCUGACAGUGAAGGCUUCAGUGAAAGGUGAGGCCCUCAUGGAGACUUGGACCAAAGUCAGCCUCCAAGUCUUAGAUAUGAACGACCUCCGGCCCUUGUUCUCGCCGACCACUUACUCUGUUACGAUAGCUGAGAGCACCCCUCUUAGGACUAGCAUAGCACAAGUCACUGCCACGGAUGCGGACAUCGGUUCAAACGGGGAGUUUUACUAUUUCUUCAAGGAGAAGAUGGAGCUUUUUGCCGUGCAUCCCACCAGUGGAGUGGUCUCCCUAAGUGGGAAACUCAACGUGGACGAGCAGAGACGCUAUGACUUGGAGAUACAGGCGGUAGACCGCGGGAUGAAGCUGUACGGUAACAACGGGGUCAGCAGCACAGCUAAACUCUUUGUCCACGUGGAGCGUCUGAACGAGCACGCCCCCUCCAUGACCGUGGUCACGCACGUUCCCUCGGGGCUCGAUAAAGAUCCUGUGUAUGCCGUGGUCACGGUGGACGACCAGGACGAAGGGAUUAACGGAGAGAUCGAGUUGGUGGCCAUCGUGGGGGGAGACCCCUCAGAACUGUUUUUCCUGGAGAGAUCGGAGGAAAAAGAGUUUACAAUUAAGGCCUCCAAGGACGUUAACUGGGAGAGUAACCCCCAUGGCGUUAACCUCACCCUCCAGGCUAGAGACAGAGGGACACCGCAAAAGUUAUCUGACAUCAAGUUGGUUUGCAUCACAGUUAAGAAACUGCAGGCAGUGGAAGUUGCAUUUAAGCAGGAGACAUAUGAAAUUAGUUUAAAUGAAAUUUCACCCCCGGGCACAAUUGUCGGAGCUAUUAAAAUCAAUCCAGAGCCGGAUGAUGCAAAAUAUAUCCUUACUCCCUCAGCUGACUCUGCCUUCUUUCAGAUGAACACUAUGACGGGUGUUAUCUCCACUGCCCACUGGUUUACUCAGGGUCCCCAAAAUGCUUUUAAUCUUGAAGUAUUAGAGGUAGACAGUGAUCUUAGGGUUACUGUUGCAGUGACCAUCAAGGAUGCAAAUGACAACACGCCAACAUUUUCCCAGUCCUCUUAUGAGGUUUUUGUCAAUGAGAGUGUUCCAAUAGGGACCAAUGUGCUCACAGUUUACGCAGUGGAUGAGGACAGGGGAGAAAAUGGCUACAUCACCUACAGCAUUUCUAGUCUGCAACCUCUCCCCUUCAAAAUCAACCAGUUUUCAGGCAUUGUUAGUAGCACUCAGGAGCUUGACUUUGAAUCCUCUACUGAAAGCUAUGUAUUUGUCAUCAGGGCUUCAGACUGGGGAUCCCCUUACAGACGAGAGAGUGAGGUCAAUGUAACCAUCCAUCUGGAAAACAUGAACGACAACAAACCCUUAUUUGAGAAAGUGGCAUGCCAAGGGGCGGUCUCCAAGGAUUUCACUGUGGAUGAAGUGAUAACCACAAUGUCUGCCAUUGAUAUAGAUGAGUUGGAGCUGGUAAAGUACAAGAUCCUUUCAGGAAACGAGCGGGGAUACUUUAACCUCAACCCAGAUUCAGGGGUUCUAACUCUGCAACAAUCCCUUGCCACUGCAAGUCCAACAAAUGGGGUUUUUUACCUCAAAAUAACUGCCACAGAUGGAGAGAACUUUUCUGACCCCAUGUUUGUUAACAUAUCCCUUGUACAGGGAAGAUCUACCCCCAAAGCCUUUAACUGCAAGGAGACCAGGGUAGCUCAAAGGUUAGCAGAAAAGUUGCUGAAGAAGUCUAAAGCUAGCACCAAGGCGAAAAUUGAGGAAGGCUUUAUUGACCUGUUCUCUGUGAAUCGACAAACCCCUCAGUUCGAUAAGGCCUUUCCCACUGACAUUGCAGUGCGUGAGGACCUGCAAGUUGGAUCCAGUGUUUUCAAGGUCAAUGCCAAUGAUGGUGACACAGGCUUCAAUGGUCAUAUUCUGUACACCAUUUCAGGCGGAAACACAGACAGUUGCUUCACUAUGGACAUGGAGACUGGUCUUAUUAGUGUCUUUCUGCCUAUGGACAGAGAGAAGAGAGAUCAUUACCUCCUCAACCUCACCAUAUAUGAUCUUGGCCUACCACAAAAGAAUAAUUGGCGUUUACUCACUAUAUACAUAGAAGAUGCUAAUGAUAAUGCACCCCAGUUUUUACAAGAAGGUGGCUAUAGAGCCACAGUCCCUGAAAACACUGCGUUAGGCACCGACGUUAUCCAGGUGGAGGCCACUGACAGAGACGCUGGUCCCAAUGGGGAAAUUGUGUAUUCAGUUCUGACCAGCACUACGCAGUUCAGCAUCAACAGCACCAAUGGCAUCGUGUAUGUGGCAGGCCAGCUCGACAGAGAGUUGUCACCCUCAUUCAACCUGAGAAUCGAGGCCAGAGACAAGGCAGAGAAAGGACAGCAAAAGUUCUCUGUGACCUCACUGCAAAUCACUCUAGAGGACAUUAACGACUGUCCCCCGGCGUUCAUCCCUAGCAUCUACAACGCCAGGGCUCUGGAGGACCUUCCCUUUGGGACAGUGGUGGCCUGGUUGGAGACCCAGGACCCAGAUCUGGGCCAAGGCGGCCAGGUCCGCUACUCACUGACAAACGACUAUAACGGCAGGUUCGAAGUGGACAAAACCAGCGGGGCCAUUCGACUGAUGAAGGAGCUCGACUAUGAGACCCAACAGCUCUACAACAUCACUGUUAGAGCCAAAGACAAGGGCAGGCCUGUCUCGCUCCUCUCUGUCACCUCUGUGGAGUUGGAGGUGGUGGAUGUCAAUGAGAACCUCUAUGCUCCUUACUUCUCCCACUUUGCACUGACCGGGACAGUGAAGGAGAACGCGCGGAUCGGAACCACUGUUGUCCAGGUCACCGCCCACGAUGAUGACGUUGGCAGAGAUGGGGAAGUGCAGUAUUCUAUCCGUGACGGGAGUGGCUUGGGGAGAUUUGCCAUUGAUGAAGAGACUGGGGUGAUCUACACCACCGACUCGCUGGACCGCGAGACCAAGGACUCCUAUUGGCUGACGGUGUAUGCCAGCGACCACGGCGUGGUGCCGCACUACGCCAGCAUCGAGGUCUACGUCCAGGUGGAGGACGUCAACGACAACGCCCCGCUUACCUCCGAGCCGGCGUACCGGCCCGCAGUGCCCGAGAACUCCCCGAGGGACGUCCCGGUGAUCCAGAUCCAGGCCCAGGACCCCGACAACCCCCCGCUGGCCACCGACCGCGGCGCGCUCACCUACCGCAUCGUCAGCGGCAACCCUCAGAACUUCUUCACCAUCAACCCUCGCACAGGUCUCAUCACCACCACCUCCAGGAAGCUGGACCGCGAGCAGCAGGCUGAACACGUCCUUGAGGUGACGGUGACGGACGGUCCGCCCAAUGCCAAGCAGAGCACGGUGUGGGUGAUGGUCCAGGUCAUGGACGAGAACGACAACAAGCCCGUCUUCCCGGAGAAGGUGUACCAGAUCCGGCUCCCGGAGAGGGAGCGUCGCAAGAAGAGCGAGGCCAUCUACCGGGUGUUCGCCUACGACCGCGACGAAGGGCCCAACUCAGACCUCUCCUACAGCAUCAUCGACGGCAACGAGGACGGCAAGUUCUUCAUCGACCCCAAGACGGCGAUGGUGUCGUCGCGCAAGUCCUUCACGGCCGGGAGCUACGACAUUCUCACGAUCAAAGCCACCGACAACGGGCGGCCGCAGAAGUCUGCGAGCGCGCGGCUGCACAUCGAGUGGAUCCGGCGUCCCGCGGCGCUGCCGCAGCCGCUGCAGUUCGAGGAGGCCUUCUACAACUUCACCGUCAUGGAGAAUGACAGGGUGGCCGAGAUUGUGGGCGUGGUCUCCAUGCAACACAGCUCCACCCCACUGUGGUUUGACAUCACAGGAGGGAACGCAGACAGCCUUUUUGACAUCGAGAAGGGCAUGGGAACCAUUGUCAUCGCCAAGCCCCUGGACGCCGAGCAACGCUCCUUCUACAACAUGACCGUGGAGGUGACCGACGGCACCAACAUGGCAACCACCCAGGUGCUCAUCAGCGUCCUGGACAACAACGACAACGCGCCCGUCUUCUCCCAGCCCACCUACGACAUCGCCAUCUCGGAGGACACGCCCCCGGACACGGAGGUGGUGCAGGUGCUGGCGUUGGACCGCGACGAGCACCACCGGCUGGCCUACUCACUGCACAGCGCGGUGGACCCCGGCAGCCUGCGUCUGUUCCGCAUCGACCCGGCGCUGGGCAGCGUGUACACGGCCGAGCGGCUGGACCACGAGGCCCGCGCCCAGCACAUCCUCACCGUCAUGGUUAAAGACCAGGAGUUCCCCUACAGACGAGGACUGGCGCGUGUGUUAAUCGAGGUGGAAGAUGUCAAUGACCACGUCCCCAUCUUCACCAGUACUCUGUACGAAGGCUCUGUGUAUGAGUCGGCGGCCGUGGGCUCGGCCGUGGUCCAGGUAACGGCUUUGGACAAAGACAAAGGGGCCAAUGCAGAACUUUACUACGCAAUUGAAGGAGGAAACGCUGGGAAUGCAUUCCAAAUUGAGCCCGUUUUGGGUAUCAUUUCCGUUGCCCGUGACUUGGACCUGUCUUCCAUUGGUCAUUAUGUUCUGACUGUCCGAGUCACCGACAAUGGCUCCCCAUCCCUGUCCACAACCACGCUUGCUCGUAUUAGUGUUACCCUCUCUGAUAAUGCCGGACCAAAAUUCCCUCAACCUGAGUACCAGUCUGAAAUCACAGAGAACGUUGCAGUUGGAACUUCAGUUACAACAAUAAAUGCAGUGAGCCAAUCCACGUUGACCUAUGACAUCAAACAGGGCAACAGCCAGCGGAAAUUCCAGAUAAACCAAUAUAGCGGCGUGAUCACUACGCAUAAGUCGCUGGACUAUGAGACCCAAACAUCCUACACGCUGACAGUCCAGGCCACCAACAUGGCUGGGAUGGCUUCAAAUGCCACCCUGCAUAUUCAAGUCGUGGAUGAGAAUGACAACACCCCAGUGUUCCAGCAUCUGAGUUACCGUGGUAGCAUAACCGAAGCUGCCCCAGUCAACAGUGUGGUUCUUAAUUCAGAUGAUUCCCCCUUGGUGAUAAAGGCCACUGACGCCGACCAUAAUCAAAAUGCACUGUUGGUGUAUCAGAUUGUUGAGGAUACUGCCAAAUUGUUUUUUACGGUUGACUCCGGCACUGGCUCCAUCAGGACCAUUGCCAAUCUAGACCACGAGACAUUUUCUAGUUUCCAGUUUCAUGUUCAUGUAAGGGACAGUGGACGACCACAGCUGACAGCAGACAGUCCCACCGAGGUCAUCAUAGAGGUAGUUGACACCAAUGAUUCACCUCCUCGUUUCACCCACGAUGCAUACGAGACUGUCUUGCUACUCCCUACCUAUGUGGGCGUGGAGGCUCUGAAGGUGUCAGCCAUUGACCCUGACCGAAACGUACCUACAGAGCUAACCUACUCCCUUACAGAUGGAAUUUUGGAACACUUUGCCAUUGAUUCCUCAAGUGGAAUAAUCACUGUUAAAAACAACAACUUCUCGAAAGAACGCUUCCGCCUGAAUGUGAAAGUCUCCGAUGGUAAAUUCUCUAGCACAGCUCUGGUUACCAUUUUGGUCAGGGAAGCUCUCGACUCUGGUCUGAGCUUUGGGCAAAGUAUCUACUCUUCGUCUAUCCAAGAGAAUGUAACAAACAUCACCAAAGUUGCUGUUGUCAAUGCUGUGGGAAACCGUCUUAAUGAACCUCUUCAGUACACACUGUUAAAUGCUGGCACGCGAUUUAGAAUCCGGCCAACUUCUGGCGUAAUUCAAACCACAGGAGUACCUUUUGACAGAGAAGAGCAGGAAAACUAUGAGCUAGUCGUUGAAGCAGGAAGGGAACACGAUCGCCAGCGUGUGGCUAGAGUGAUGGUCAAAGUCCAAGUUGAGGACAUCAAUGACAACAAUCCUAUAUUUGUUGGGCUGCCAUAUUAUGCGGCUGUACAAGUCGAGGCUGAGCCAGGUUCACAUAUCUUUAGAGUCAUGGCAGUAGACCGGGACAAAGGAAUCAAUGGAGAGGUUUCUUACUACCUAAAGGACAGCCACGGGCAUUUUGAAAUCAACAGGCAUACAGGAAUCCUCACCCUCAAGAAGGCCUUUGAAUCAGACCUAUCUAAUGUGGAAUACCAGAUGGUUAUUUAUGCCAGAGAUGGUGGUCACCAACCUCUUUCUACGACCAUAGAGUUCCCCAUCACUGUUGUAAACAAAGCUAUGCCAGUAUUUGACAAACCAUUCUAUUCUGUGUCUGUGAAUGAGGAUGUUGCAGUGCACACACCAAUACUUGGUAUUAAUGCCACAAGCCCCGAAGGUCAAAGCAUUAUCUACACUAUUGUGGAAGGAGAUCCGUCCCUUCAGUUUGACAUUGGAUUUGAUACAGGAGUCAUUAGUGUCAUCCACUCUCUGAACUACGAAAAAGCCUCCUCUUACCGGCUAACUGUGAGAGCCACGGACUAUCUGACUGGAGCCCGUGCUGAAGUAGACGUGGAUGUGAUUGUUCAAGACGUGAAUGACAACCAACCUUUGUUCGAAAAAAUGUCUUACAGGGCUGUCUUGUCAGAAACCGCUAUGAUUGGUACUCCAGCGCUUCAAGUUAUCGCUACAGACUCGGACUCAGAAAAGAACAGCAUAGUACGCUACCAGAUUUUCUCAGACACUCACAACAGCACAGACUACUUCCACAUUGAUAGUAGCAGCGGCUUAAUCCUAACCGCUCGUAUGCUUGACCAUGAGGUAGUCCAGAGCUAUCACUUCACCGUCAGGGCUACGGAUAACGGGUUCCCACCUUUGAGGAGCGAGGUGUCAGUUGUGGUUGUAGUGAAUGACAUGAAUGACAAUCCACCGGUCUUCAACCAGCUCCUGUACGAGGCCUACGUCAGCGAGCUCGCACCCAGGGGGCACUUUGUGACCUGUGUCCAAGCGUCUGAUGCUGACAGCUCAGAUUCAGAAAAGCUGGUGUACAGCAUCCUAUCCGGCAAUGAGAGGAUGAAUUUCUUGAUCGACUCAAAAACAGGGAUUAUAAUUCUGUCUGGUCAUCGUAAGCAACGGAUGGAGCCUGCCUACAGCUUGAACGUCUCAGUCUCUGACGGCGUUUUCACCAGCACUGCACAGGUUCAUGUUAAAGUGCUGGGGGCCAACCUGCACAGCCCACUCUUUGGAUUAAGUACAUAUGAUGCAGAGCUACGGGAAAAUGCUGCCAUUGGCACCAAAGUUAUACAGGUGAAGGCAACUGAUGCAGACCCAGGGGCUUUUGGCAAAAUCACCUAUUCUUUUGUUAACGAUGUGGGAAGGGACCAAUUUAGCAUUGAUGGAAAUGGUUUUAUCACUACCGUAGAGAAGUUGGACCGUGAGGACCCAGCCAAUAAGGACAUAAUUCUUGCAGUUGAAGCCCAGGAUUCUGGGGGCCGUGCUUCUUACUGCACAGUACAAGUUACCCUAUUGGACGAAAAUGACAAUGCACCCCAGUUCCGUGCAACUGAAUAUCGAGCUUCGGUCAAAUCUGACGUUGCCAAAGGAUUUUUAGUAACCCAGAUCCAAGCUUAUGAUCCUGACAAUGGUUUAAAUGCCAAAGUGACGUACUCCCUUUACAGUGAGGCCCAUGUACCAGUGGUGGAUAUUCUGGAGAUUGACCCUGACAAUGGUUGGAUGGUAACAAAAGGAAGCUUCAGCCAUACGAGGAACUCUGUAUUGUCGUUUUUUGUCAAGGCUGUGGACAGCGGCAACCCUGUGAGACAUUCUCUGGUAUCGGUUUACAUCCAUGUUCUCGCACCAGAUGCUUUGAUCCCCUCCUUCACCCAGCCCCAGUAUUCAUUCACCAUUCCAGAGGACACCCCCAUAGGCGCUUCCAUUGGGAUGGUGCGCCUCAGCACUCUUCUUGGACAUGCUACUCUCUCUGCUGCCUUUGCCCUGGUGAAUGGUGAGACUGGAGAGAACAACCAGGAUGCGGUAUUGGUGGUGGAGAAGGAUACAGGCAUCAUCAAGCUUGAAAAGCAUCUAGACCAUGAGGUAAUCAAAGCCUUCUACUUCAAGGUCACUGCGACGGUUCAGCAGGCAAAAUUGGAUUCUGUGACCACGGUAGAUGUUGAGGUCAAGGUGCUGGACCUCAAUGACAACAAGCCUGCCUUUGAAUCCAACUCUUACGAGGCUACGAUCAUGGAGGGAAUGCCUGUUGGAACUAGAAUAAUCCAAGUCCAUGCAUUGGAUCUAGACUCCGGAGCCAAUGGUCAGGUGACCUACAGCCUUGGGACAGCAACCCAGCCAGCAGCAGGGGAACAAGACCGAUUGGUUGGCGUCUUUAGCGUCGACAGCAACUCCGGUUGGAUAUCCACACUCAAACAGCUGGACCAUGAGACCGAUCCGUCCUACACGUUCACCGUGGUGGCCUAUGACCUCGGGGAGAACCUUGCUCUUUCAUCUACCACUUCGGUGACAGUGGUCGUGACCGAUGUCAAUGACAACCCCCCAACGUUUCUGGAGGAGAGGUAUCAAGGCUCUGUGCGAGAGAGCGACCCACCAGGGGAGGUGGUGGCAGUGCUGAACACCAGAGAUGACGACAGCUCUCCGCUUAACCGCCAAGUCAGCUACCACAUAACCGGGGGGAACCGGGGCGGGGUGUUUGCCCUGGGCCUGGUGCAGGGCGAGUGGAAGAUGUACGUCAAGGGCCUGCUGGACCGGGAGGACCGGGACCUUUACACGCUCAACGUCACCGCCAGCGACGGGCUCUUCGUUACCAGGGCAACAGUGGAAGUCGCAGUCACGGACACAAACGACAACAGUCCUGUCUGUGACCAGCCCUUGUACACGGCGUCCGUCUCGGAGGACAUCCCGGUCGACGGGGCGGUGCUGCAGGUCGGAGCCACGGACGCUGACGUGGGGGUCAGCGCCUGGAUCCAGUUCACCCUGAGCGGGCCCAACGCCCAGGACUUCACCAUGGACCCUGACACGGGCGAGGUGAGGACGGCUGUGGCUCUGGACCGGGAGAGGACCCCCGCCUACAGCCUGGUGGUCCGGGCGGAGGACGGCGGGGGCCUGUGGUGCGCUGCCCUCCUGCACCUGACGCUGACCGACGUCAACGACAACCCGCCCGCAUUCUCCCUGCCCCACUACACGGCCAGCGUGUACGAGGACACGGCGCCCCGGGCCCUGCUGACGCGCAUCCAGGCCAUCGACCCCGACGAAGCCGGGCCUGGGCGCCAGGUGCAGUACUCCCUGGCCGACUCGGCAGGAGGCUCCUUCUCCAUCGACGGGGCCACGGGCGUGCUGGCCCUGGAGCGGGCCCUGGACCGCGAGGUGCAGCCCGCCUACCUGAUCGCCGUGCGUGCCUCGGACCGGGGCGAGCCACUCCUCUCCUCGUUGGUCAACGUCACGGUGACCGUGCUGGACGUCAACGACAACCCGCCCGUGUUCGAGCGGCGCGACCAGCUGGCCACGGUGCCGGAGGACGUGGGCGUGGGCACGGAGGUGCUGCGGGUCUACGCCGCCAGCAAGGACAUCGGCACCAACGCCGAGAUCACCUACAGCAUCCGCUCGGGCAACGAGCACGCCAAGUUCCACAUCCACACCCUCACCGGGUCCAUCUCAGUCGCCCAGCCCCUGGACUACGAGGCGUGCCGGGACUACUUCCUGACGGUGGAGGCCCGCGACGGCGGCACUCCGCCGCUCAGCGCCGUCACCACCGUCAACGUCAACCUGACGGACGUCAACGACAACGCGCCCACCUUCGGCCGUGACCUCUACACCGCCGUGGUGUCGGAGGACGCCGCCAUCGGGGAGUCAGUGGUCAAGCUGACAGCAGAGGACGUGGACAGUCCCGUGAACGGGGACAUCCUCUACUCCAUCGUCAACGGUGACCGGGAGAACCAGUUCUUCAUUGAUCCGCUCAGCGGCAUGAUCAAGGUCAACAAGCAUCUGGAUCGCGAGACGGUCUCGGGCUACACCUUGGCAGUCAGGGCUCUGGACAGUGGCUCUCCCGCCCUGUCCUCCACCGUCACGGUCAACAUAGACAUCGCUGACAUCAACGACAACCCGCCAACCUUCUACCCGGCCAACCUCACCACUGUCAUACAGGAGAACAAGCCCAUCGGUACCAGCAUCCUCCAGCUGUCCGUGGUGGACCAGGACUCCUCCCACAACGGCCCUCCCUUCGACUUCCGCAUCCUGACGGGCAACGAGGGAGGGGAGUUUGUGCUGGAGAAGGACGGCACGCUGGUGGCCAAUCAGGUGUUCCGGAGGGACCUGGCCCCCCAGUAUGUUAUCCAGAUUCAGGUGAGGGACUCUGGCAAGCCGCGGCUGUCCUCCUCGUCCACGCUGACUGUGCGGGUGAUCGAGGAGAGCCUGCACCGGCCCGUGGCGCUGCCCCUUGAGGUCAUCAUCGUCACCAUGGAGGACGAGUUCCCCGGCGGCGUCAUUGGCCAGCUGCACGCCACUGAUGCCGACCCCUAUGACGCACUGGGUUACGGGCACGCAGCGCCGCUCCAGCGCAGCCUCUUCAAGAUCAGCCCGCACGACGGCAAGAUCAUCGCGCUGGGCGGCCUGGACGCCGGCAGCUACUCCCUCAACGCCAGUGUGAGCGACGGCCGCUUCGCCGUGCCGGUGCCGGUGAGCGUGCGCGUGGAGCAGGCCUCAGCCGAGAUGCUUCGCGAGGCGGUGACGGUACGCUUCGAGAGCGCCCGGCCCCACGACUUCGUGGCCACACAGCUCAAGAGCGUGCUGCGCGUGCUGCAGCAGGCGGCGGCAUCUCAGAAGCAGGACCGCCUGCACGUGCUCAGCCUGCAGCCCGUCGGCGGCACGCAACAGCUGGACCUCCUGGUCGCCGUGGAGAUGGCGCCGCCCGAAGGGGCGGCCGGGGCCGGCGGCGCCAGCUUCUACAAGGCGGCUUAUCUGACACAGAAGCUGAGCGCCUCGCGCCGGCAGCUGGAGGAGGUGCUGCGCGUGUCGGCCAUCCUGGACAAGAACUGCUCGGGGCUGGAGUGCCGCGGCGCCCAGUGCGAGCAGAGCAUCGUGCUGGACUCCCACGACCUGGCCACCUACAGCACGCCCCGCCUCAGCUUUGUGUCACCGCGUUUCCACAGAACCACGCGCUGCACCUGCAUCGAUGGGAGCUGUCCUCCGGCCUCGGAGCUGUGCGACGAGCAGCCCUGCCCUGGAGACAUGCAGUGCGUGGGCACGGGCGGCUCCAGGGGGCGCUACGCCUGCCAGUGUCCGCCGGGCAAGCUGGGGGAGUGCGCAGGCCACUCGUCCCUGAGCUUCUCGGGGAACAGCUAUAUAAAGUACCGGGUCUCUGACGGGGGACAGACAGGCCAGCUGAAGCUCAGCAUGAGGAUCAGGACCCUGCAGAGCAGAGGCAUCAUCAUGUACACACACGCAGAGCCCUGCACCGUGCUCAAGCUGGAGGAGGGCAAGCUGUGGUUCCACAUGGACUGCGCCGGCAUCGGGGGUCGGGGCGCGGCGGCCGGGGCCACAGGCGACAGCCCCGGCACCCUGGGCAUCUCGGGACGUCCCAUCAAUGACGGCAACUGGCACACGGUGGUGCUGGAGCUCAACCGCAACUUCACCAGCCUGGCGCUGGACGACAGCUACGUGGAGCGCCGCCGCGGGCCCCCCCGUUUCCAGCCCCUGGGGCCUGACGGGGCCGUCUUCUUUGGGGCACAGGUGCAGCCUACCAACUCACGCAGCCUGACGGACUCAAAGAAGGGUCCGCUGGUGUUGGACGGCUUCCAGGGCUGCCUGGACUCGGUGAUGCUGAACGACAAUGAGCUGCCGCUGCAGAACAAGCGCUCACGCUACGCCGAGGUGGUUGGCCUCACGGAGCUGAAGCUGGGCUGUGUCCUCUACCCCGACGCCUGCCUCAAACAGCCCUGCCUCAACGGCGCCACCUGCACGAGUCUGCCAUCUGGUGGUUUUGCCUGCAGUUGCAGUCCACAGUACACCGGGGGGCGCUGUGAGACAGAGAUCACGGCCUGCGUGCCCAACCCCUGUCAGAACAGCGGCGCCUGUAAGGCCAUCGGCAACGCAUUCCUAUGCAGCUGCCGCCGGGGCUUCAAGGGUCUCACGUGCCAGGAGGACGUUAACGAGUGCGAGCGGGGCAACCCAGAGGGCCAGUGCGAGAACGGCGGCGCCUGCGUCAACACGCGCGGCUCCUUCUACUGCGACUGCGCGCCGGGCUUCGUGGGCCCCCGCUGCGGCCUGCGGCCCGUGGUGGUGCCCAACAUGCAGGCGGGCCACGCCAUGGUGGGCAAGGAGGAGCUGAUCGGCAUUGCCGCCGUGCUGCUGGUCAUCGUGGCGCUGGUGGUGCUCUUCGUGGCCUUCCGCAAGCGCGUCUUCCACAAGGACUACUCGCGCAGCGACCUGUCGCUGGUGCAGGACCCGGCCACCGCCGCGCUGCUGCACAAGGCCAACGGCGCCCGCUUCGAGACGCUGCGCUGCUCGCCCGGCGACCCGCUCAACCUGUACUCGGAGGCCGGGCUGGGGCCGGCGGCCGUGAUGGCCAUGGGGGGCGUGGGCCCCCCCCAGGUGCCGGUGCGGCCCAUGGCGUACACGCCCUGCUACCAGGGGGAGCCGGGGCGCUCCACGCUGGACAGGAAGAUGAUGAUGGCGGCGGCGGCGGACGCGCGGGCGCACGAGCACACGGAGAUGAGCACCUUCCACCCCGAGUCGCCGCGCAUCCUGGCGGGCAGCAUGCGGCGGGGCGUGGUGGUGUGCAGCGUGGCGCCCAACCUGCCGCCCGUGUCGCCCUGCCGGUCCGACUGCGACUCGCUGCGCAAGAGCCCCUGGGAGAGCGAUGAGGGUAAGAUGGUGGACAUGGCCGAGGAGGUCACGUGUUUCUCAGGCAGCAACAAGGGCAGCAACUCAGAGGUGCAGUCCCUGAGCUCCUUCCAGUCAGACUCCUGCGAUGACAACGCCUCCAUAGUGACGGUCAUUCGACUGGUCAAUGACGCAGUCGACACAAUCGAAAAUGAAGUGUCGGUCAUGGAUCAAGGUCAAAGCUACAACAGAGCUUACCACUGGGACACCUCGGACUGGAUGCCCAGCACCAGGCUGCCCAACAUCGAGGAGGUCCCGGGCUAUGAGGCCGGGGGUCCGGCCGGCCUGGGGGCCAACGGCCGCUCCGCCUCCAACCCCCGCCUGGGCCCUGGCGGUGGCGGUGGCGGUGGCGGCAUGGGCAGCACCCGGGAGCUGGAGUCUGACUACUACCUGGGGGGCUACGACAUCGACAGCGACUACCCACCGCCCGGCGAGGACCAGUUCCUCUGCCAGGACCAGCUGCCCCCCCCGCUGCCCCGCACGGCCGCGCCCGGAGAUGACUACCCCGGGAGCUACGACGGGACGUCGCCGAGCGACGGCACGCUGCCCGCCUCCAAGGACAGCACGCUGAGCAGCGUCAGCCACAGCAACAGUCACAGCGCCGAGGCCCGGCCGCACUUCCACCCCAGCCAGUACCUGCCGCCGCACCAGCUGCCCCUGGGCGAGGCGGCCCACCACCGCCUCAGCAGCCCCUUCCCCAUGGGCGGCGUCACGCCCGGGAGCGGGGACACCGACGACACGGCGUCGCUGGGCGGCGCCGGGCGGCUGUCGGUGGGCGCGGCGUCCACGGCCUCAGACCUGUCGGCGCCGCUGGGCUUCGACGAGUCCGAGGCGGGCAACAGCGACUUUGACAGUAUGGACGAGCUGCGGCGCGGCGUGACCGUCAUCAUCGACUCGCAGCAGCAGACGGAGGUGUGACGGGCGCCCGGUACGGAGGGAUGCCGGUCCGGCCAGACGAGGGCUGGACACCGGGGCUUGAGAGGUGGACGAGGGUUGGCGGAGUGAGAGAACGAGUACAACAAGGUCAAAAGGGUCAUUCUAAAGGGGCUCAUGUUAGCAAUAGAGUUCCACACACAGAGAGGGAGGUCUGGAAGUGUCGAGGCGUUCGCUUUGUUUUUAAAUUCAACCGUUCAAAAUAAAUGCAUUUUGGGGCCAGAAUUUUGUACGAAGACUGAUCUCCAGAGCUCUGUUUUGUUGUUGUUGUUGUUGUUUGGUUCAUCUCUUUUAGAGCACUAUCCUUAUAUUCCAGUGAGACCCGAAAAGGAGGUUAAUUGAAUUAACACCUUGAGCACUAAGAAGUGUCCUUCCUAUUUUCAAAGUGGGGAAGCAGAGUUCUUUCUAGAUACGCCACGCAAGUCUAUGCUAAAUCAGUCAGAGAAUGUGAAAAGAAGGACUAACCAACCGAAAAAUACGAUUGGUUAAAAAGUGAGGUGUUACGGCGGAGAAUGUAAUCAGUGAAGGGAAGAAAGUGAAGAAUGUUAGAAAAAAGGGAACAACCGUGUGUGAUUGUGGAAGUGAGCACAGCGACAGCCUACUUCAGGCAAAUGAAAUUAUAAAAAAGCAAUUAAUUCGAGGCCGAUACUGGAGUUAAGAAUACCCAACAAAAUCCGCGGGUCCUCGUCUACACCGCCACAAUAGGACCGCUGCUUAAACGAAACAACAAACUAUUUCCCAUUUCCUUGAUUUCUCUCUUGAGAAUCGUGUAUAGACUUUGUAAUAUAGUGCGACCACAUUUAGUGCUGAGGUUGAAAAAAAUAUUUAAAAUUUUAAGAACUACGUUGGAUCGACGCAUUGGGAAUGCCGUUUGAUGUGGAAUGUGCUUUUCCCACCCAGCCAGGCCAAAAGGCCACGAGGUUGGAAAGCCCCGGCCCCGUCCGUUUCCCUCUCCAUUGACCUGCCAACUCUCUUCUCGUCUUUUCUUUUUUUUCUUGCCAACCCUUACGUUUUGCUUUAACUAUGUGAAGUUGCGUCGUUGUCAUUUUUUUUUUCUUGCACUAGUCUUUUGAAGAUGCCCUGAAUUUUGUACGUGUCUUUUAAUGAAACGUGCCAUGUUAUUGUAGUCCUGCAGGACCCUGUGAAGUCAUGUCUUCUUGCUUUUGAAUGGCACUUUAAUGAACACAAUGCCUUCAAGUGUCAAACUCUUUUCUCCAGAAUAAUCUGCCGAAUAUUAAUCAUUUUGUCAUGUUCCAACAGUUUAUAAGCCUGUGUUUUAGUGUCUGGGCGGGCAUCAUGGUCCUGCUGGCUGAGAGGCCUGGGACAGCAUCACAUUCCAGAGUCUCACCGUUCAGUUGCAUCUUCACACGUGUGAUGGAUCAGUCGUUUUGUUCAUAAUCAGGAAAACAAAAGGAUGAUGAUUUAUAUUUGAGUUUAAUUUUUUUGUGUCCCGUUUGUAAAACAUGUACGUUUGAUGUAAGUUUGAAUAUUUGUGUACAGUGUACAUAGCUAGGUUGUUCCAAAUGCCAAUCCAUGUGUUGUAUUUUUUGGGGGUUUGUUUGUUAUUGUUGUAGAUACAAGAGAAUACCGACCCGGAGAAUUCCUUUUCGGAUUUCUUUCUUUUUAUUCAUUAUAUAUAGCCUUUCAUUGUGACGGUUGGGACUGUUGACGAACAACAAGAGGACAUAACGCAUCAAUCUUCUGUCCUGUCGCUCAUGUCCUUCCCCUCUGGAACAAAGUCUGUCUUUCAACAUCUGCUUGAUUCUAUCCAUCAACACUUGCUCUUUGCGAUUUCCCGUUACUUUAUACAGUUUCAAUGGGACACACAGGUUUUGCACAAAAUUGCAAAUGCACAAAACCUGCAUUCAACUCCCAGCAAUUGUUUUCUGUUUCUUUCUUUUGUUUUGUUUUCAUGUCUUGUUUCGUUAGAAUAUUUUUGAAGAAAUAAGGGGUAUUCAUUUUGUAUCGCUCUGUUUAUUUGAAAUGUGUUUACUUUAGAGUAUAUGUAAAUCUGGGUCCAUUUUAUUUUAAGAGACGUUGGGCAGUGUUAAGAAUUUGCCUCUUCUAACUGCAGCAAUUGAGUGUGCAACAAGAGUGCUUUUUUAACCGAUUUUUUUUUAUCCAGUGCAGAAAAAUAAAAUGUUAUUGAUCAACCUGCAGUGUUUUCAAAUAUUUCAUUGCAGCCAGAAACUAAAACAUUUAAGAUGUAUGGCUUUAAAACUCUUUCAGUCAUGGACUACUAAAGAUGUCCCGUGGCUUUUGUGGCUUAGUGCUGGGAAAUGCAAACGGCCUAGAAACUCCACCACAAUGAACGCUAUUAUGCAUAUGUGUUUGGAUUAAUAGAAGAUAAAAAAAAAAAAUCUGUAAUGUUCCAAUA
Messenger RNA from Gadus chalcogrammus (walleye pollock), 16700 nucleotides. RefSeq names its product FAT atypical cadherin 3a (gene fat3a). Gene Ontology annotation, biological process: homophilic cell-cell adhesion. Gene Ontology annotation, cellular component: plasma membrane. Gene Ontology annotation, molecular function: calcium ion binding. The transcript is spliced from 30 exons. The record is from RefSeq and is a predicted model, not a curated record. Bases 227 to 14308 code for a protein of 4693 amino acids. Lineage: Eukaryota; Metazoa; Chordata; Actinopteri; Gadiformes; Gadidae.